Messenger RNA from Cladocopium goreaui, 432 nucleotides. Lineage: Eukaryota; Dinophyceae; Suessiales; Symbiodiniaceae. The record is from the annotation of a GenBank genome assembly.
AUGGCUCGCGUGCUGUUCUUCGCGCUCCCGUUCCUGGCUUCCGGAAGCCCAUCCCUCCGCGGCGACGGUGGAAGCGUCUAUGUGGACUCCGUGCAGUGCACCGGCAGCGGCACUUUGCCCACGGAACCGGUCUGCUUCAGUGGCAGCAUCUUAUUGGAGACCUUCGACAUUGAGGUGGUCAGCUAUGAUGGUAAGGUUGGCACUGUGAACUUGAAGGCCGAUGGGUCGCAAUCCGCCCAGUGCGAUGGCGCGCAGUUCGAGAACCAGGACAAUGCCAUCACCAUCGAGAACGAUCAGGGCUGUGGCCUCAGCAAGUACGACUACACUGUGAGGUACUGUCCGGACCAGGACUCACUGAUCGUGAACCUCGUGAAGCCCUUCAAUGUAAGGGUGGUGCUGAACAGCAAAUCAUGCUCGGCCGGAGAGGUUUGA